AUGCCUCGGACAUUGCCAUGGCUACUGGAGCCAAAAGACGAGGCGCGCGUAAAAUCGAAUUUACCCCCGCGCAAGCGCGUCAAGCGGGAGCUCGAGUCUGACCCCGAAAGAACGCCCAAAGCGCCGCCACAGGAAGAGAGGAGAGAUUUCUUCAGAUCUUGUAAGUGCACACCUUUCGAUGAGAUCUCGCUCCAAGCUGACCUCAGGCUCUCUAAGCGCAAAGCCCCCCUACGUCUCCAAUCCGGCCAUGUCCCUCCGAAGAAAGGCCUGGAUCAUGAUGACGCCUGGAUAAUGGUCGAAGACGAGUUCUACGCAACCGCACAAACAUUCACUCAGCACUUACACUAUGCCGAGUACAUCCGCCGGAAAAAGGAUGCGAAGGCGCAAAGUGCGGCACAAAAGGGCGCCAUAGAGAGGCCAACAGAUGGAAGAACACCCAUGUCAAAGGAGCUUCAAAGGAAAAAGGAAGCUGAAGCACAGGCGACGCGCCAGAGAGCUGGAGUCGAGGAGGUUGCGGGCCAAGAUGACAAGGAUGAUACCGAUGACGACGAUGAUGAUACUUGGGCUGGGACUCACUUGCAUGGUCUUAUGACGAGUCCAAAUAAGCCACGUUCGUUGCUUGGCAUCCAUCUGUUGAAGUCUUCUACGAGAGCUGCUGCGGGCUUUGGACAAGCAAUCGGGUCGCAGAUUGACAAUAGGCAGAUGGCUUGCAGGUCUCAAACUGCCCGGCUAUCGCGAGCUGCAGAAAUCCACCAUGUGGAGGUUGAUGAGGAGACGGCAUCGGGCGAAGAUGAUGAUCUCGAUGGACAUGUCUACACGGCUACUAAACAACAAAGACGAUUGGAAAGCAAUACUCCAGAUCAAAGUUCCGCUUCAUCGCCGCCUUCCACAGUUCGGCAACUGAGACAUAGGAACACUACAUCUGCGGUUGAGAGAGAGAUCUCAAGGCCAGCACGGCCGAAGACGCAACUUAAAACCGAAUUCAAGUCAAAGGUUCAGAUGCUAUUUGAGGACCUUGACGAGCUUCCAGAGCCGUCAAUAUCUAAAAGUUCUAAUCCUGAAAAGAAAAGCAGGUCCUCCACCGCAACCCAAAGGUCAGAGGUCUCGCUGGGGGAAAGAAAUUUGGAGUCCAAGGAAUCCCGCUAUAAAGACGUUCCAACUUUCUUAGUGUGA
Molecule: messenger RNA, 1173 nt
Organism: Penicillium maclennaniae
Lineage: Eukaryota; Fungi; Ascomycota; Eurotiomycetes; Eurotiales; Aspergillaceae
Exons: 2
Coding region: 1-1173 (390 amino acids)
Source: RefSeq, a predicted model, not a curated record